This is a messenger RNA of Trichoplusia ni (cabbage looper), 1422 nucleotides long. Its product is annotated as histone deacetylase 8-like. The record is from RefSeq and is a predicted model, not a curated record. Gene Ontology annotation, molecular function: histone deacetylase activity. Bases 114 to 1409 code for a protein of 431 amino acids. Lineage: Eukaryota; Metazoa; Arthropoda; Insecta; Lepidoptera; Noctuidae. The transcript is spliced from 8 exons.
UGGUUGUGAAAAGAGUUGUCAUUGCUAAGUGUCAAACUUAAAGGCGCAAAAAUAUUUUCAAAAGGAACAGAACUUGAAAUAUUGAUUUAAAUUAACUUUUUUACUGUAUAAAAAUGAGCAAAAAAAAAGCUUGCUACAUUUGGGACGAAAAGUUAAUUGAAGAAAGUGAUAGACUACCUGCAGUUAUCGGCCGGGCUAGCAUGGUACAUAAUAUAAUAGAGGCCUUUAAUCUUAUGGGAAAACUAACCGUAGUGAGAUCAACUCCUGCUACUUUCGAGGAUAUGAAAGAGUUCCAUUCGGACUUGUACCUUGAUCAAUUAAAGAAAUAUAUUGAAGUAGACGAAGAUUACAUGUCUACAGCACAAGACGAAGAGUUUGGCAUUGGCUAUGAUUGUCCUCCCGUCUCCAACAUGUUUGAUCUUGUCUCUUGUAUUGCUGGAGGGUCUGUGACAGCAUCUAGAUGUCUGUUACUUGGUGUAUCUGAUGUUGCUAUCAAUUGGUGUGGGGGAUGGCAUCAUGCACAUAGGUUAAAGGCAGAAGGAUUCUGUUAUGUGAAUGAUAUAGUCAUAGCUAUAGAAAAAUUAAGAAAAAAGUUUCCUAAAGUAUUAUACAUAGAUUUGGAUGUACAUCAUGGAAAUGGUGUUGAAGAAGCUUACAGCCAAAGUGACUCAGUAUUCACACUGUCUUUCCAUAAGUAUGAAGUAGGAUUUUUCCCUGGGACUGGAGGCAUUGACAAUAUUGGCUCCCAGGGUGGCACAGGGUAUGCCUGUAAUUUCCCAUUACAUGCAUCAUACACUGAUGAUACCAUGGAGUAUGCUUUUGAAAAAGUAUUCAAUGCAGUAUACAGUACGUUCGAGCCAGACGCUAUAGUGACGCAGUGCGGCGCAGACGCACUGGCGCGCGACCCUAACGGCGGCGCGACGCUCACUACCCGCAGUUACUGCACAUGUGUUCAGCAUGUACUAGACAAGAGAAAGCCUACUCUGUUGCUAGGUGGAGGUGGAUAUAAUCACGCGAAUGCGGCUCGCCUGUGGGCUUCAUUAACUGCGCUAGUGGCAGGUGUACAAUUAGAUGACCAAAUACCUGAACACAGUGACUGGCCCCAAUAUGGCCCAAGUUUCACAAUGGCAAUCGAACCUACCCUCACUAAAGAUUGCAAUAAGAAGGCGUACAUUGAAGAAUGUAUUACGAAGAUUCUUGACCAUCUCAACAAGUACGUAAAACCGAUAUCUGAAGAACCAGCAACCAAAAGAACUAAGACUGAAGUUGAAAAUGUGAUCUCAGAGACAAGAUACUGCCACAAUAAACUAGAUUUCAGAAAAAAGGUUAGCAUGUUUGCCGUCAAAGAAAAUAAUGAUACAUCAAAGAAUGAGUCUAAAGUUAAUGAUGUUUACGAAUUUAUAGAUUAAAUAAUUUAUUGAA